This is a messenger RNA of Candoia aspera, 1617 nucleotides long. It is a transcript of the gene STRA8, whose product is annotated as stimulated by retinoic acid 8. Gene Ontology annotation, cellular component: nucleus. Gene Ontology annotation, molecular function: protein dimerization activity. The transcript is spliced from 11 exons. The record is from RefSeq and is a predicted model, not a curated record. Gene Ontology annotation, biological process: cellular response to retinoic acid; meiotic cell cycle; oogenesis. Lineage: Eukaryota; Metazoa; Chordata; Lepidosauria; Squamata; Candoiidae. Bases 493 to 1557 code for a protein of 354 amino acids.
CUCGCUUCGCCUCUACUUAUCUUUCCCGCGUUUUUGUUACCAUUUCCGGCAUCACCUCCAUCAGAAUCGCUUGCUUAAUACCGGUGUCUUCCUAUUGGCAGUUGGCGAGUUCUCUUGCGUUGUGAUUGGUCCUAUGUCAGGCGCCGCUAGGUUAAUGCUAUGGUGAGAGCGUGUGCGGGAGGAUGGGUGGGUGGAAUGUAUGUUGUUGGUUGCAAGGUGGGAUGGGCGGCAGGACUUGGGAGUAACGAAUGAUUCCAUCAGAUUUCCACCUCAGGCAUACAGAAUUGCAGUCAAAAGAGCUUGGCAGAGGUUUCAUGUAGGACUAGAAGAGUGGGCUUCAGGCUGUGGCUGCUCUUGUUUCCAUACUUCAACAGCAAACUUACAUAAAUUUUGCUGUCUUCAUACUUCUCUGAAUAUCUCCCAAUGUGCAGACUUUGGUAGGACUAUCAGAUCUUCCUUGCAACAAUCCAGACAAUCAUGAUAUGAAAACAAAUGCUUUUGAUGGAGAUAUCUGGAGACCGCAACACCCCAUGUGUCAGAGUGACUGCUAAAUACCAUACUCGUCUGCAGGGUCCAGAGCCAGAAGUGGGCAAAAGACGCUUAUCUCAGGCACGUCAUAGAGCUACUUUGGCAGGACUCUUCAACAACUUACGAGAAACUGUAUUUUCACAGCAAGGAAAUUCUGCCUCAAAGUCUCAGGUUUUAUGCAAAGCUAAGAAUUAUAUCAAGGAAUUGGAGCAAACUUUGGAAAAUCUGUUGAAGAUGAAAGAAGUUUUAAAUCUGGAGGACGGCAAUCCAUCCAGUUUGGAAGAUGUGAAGGAGGAAUAUGUCAAGUUGUAUUUCAACAAUCAUAGCAUUGUACCCUCUUCAGAUGUUUUGAGUCAGAGUGGCACCACUGUCUGCUAUGUGAUUCAAGAACAUGAGAAAACCAUUGUAGAAGAAGAUGCAAGUCAAAGGCUAACACAGUCACCAGCCACCUCUUCUCCUGAUCUCAUAGAGUUUGAACGAUACUUGUAUUUUUACAAACAGACAGUAGACUUGCUGGUAGAUAAUGCAGUUGUGAGCCCAGAAGAAGUUAUGCUUCCCGUGGUCUCCACAGCUGUUUCCCACCUGUGGCAGGGACUCCCAGAAGACAGGAGGGACAGUGUUUUGCAGUACUGUAGUCAAAGACAGAAUUUCAUCUCUGAGACCAAGACAGCUUCCCAAGAACCUGCCUGUACUGACGAGAGCAGCAUGAGGGACAGUGGAACCAAUAGUCAGGAAGCCAGCGGUUCAGUAGCAUCCACACCAGAGGAGAUCCUCUUUGAAGAUGCUUUUGAUGUGGCAACUAGUUUCCUUGAUAGAAAUGAAACUCAAGAAAUGUCCAGUCAAAGCUCAGCAUUCACAGUCUGUGCUUCAGAUAGUCAAGAGGAUAACCAUCGUCUCUACUUGCAGAUCAUCAGCUUCUUGAAAAACCUGUUUUUUGCUAGCAUACAACCAUCACAGGAAGAGAUUCUUCAGUUAGACUACGAGACUGUGAUGUUGAGAUGCACGGAGACAUUUGAUGAUGAUUUGUAAAUGAAUGUGUUUGUAUUAAGUGCAAAAAUAUAACUGCUGUUUAACAAUAUUUCCCUACUU